GGAGCUUUGCAAAACUACAAAUCCCAGGAUCCCACAGGAAUGGGGCUAUGGAAUCCUGGAAUUUAUAGUUUCACAAAGCUCUCCAAACCUUCCUUCCCAAAUUGCUUUGCAAAAUACAAAUCCCAGGAUCCCACAGGAAUGGGGCUAUGGAAUCCUUGGACUCAUAAAGUUCUCUAAACCUUCCCUCCCAAGGUGCCUCUCAAUACUACAAAUCCCAGCAUCCCACAGGGAUGGCUCUAUGGACUCUCAUGCUUUGUAGUUUCCCAAAGGUCUCCAACCCUUCCCUCCCAGCCCCAAGGUGCCUCUCAAAACUACAAAUCCUAGGAUCCCAAAGGGACAGGGCUGUGGAACCCUGGGCUUUGUAGUUUCCCAAAGGUCUCCAACCCUUCCCUCCCAGUCCCAAAGCGUCUCUCAAAACAACAAAUCCCAGGAUCCCCCAGCCUUGAGCCGCGGCUAUUAAAGCAGUGUCAAUCUGCAAUGAAAGAUACUUGGGAGGGGGCGUGGCUAAUACUUGGGGGCGUGGCUAAUACCUGGGAGGGGCGUGGCCAAUCCCUGAGAGUGGCGUUCGAAUCGAACCUUCAGGGAGGAGGAGUGAGUUUUUUUGCGCGUGUUGCUUUGCCUUCCGCGGAAGCGCGUCCUCCCGGGCUUUCCGUAGCGUCACGUCACGUGGUUUGCUCACCUGGGGCCCAGGUGAGGGCGGAGCCGGAGACGCCGUUCACCUGGCUGGGCAGUACAUAAGCCAAGAAGGAGAGGGACCCAAGGGAAGGAGAAAGGGAAGAAGAAGUAGGGAAAGGUGGUCGUUUCCCCCCUCAGUUUCUUUUCCAUCAGAACUGCAGGACAGGUAAUACAGUUUAUUAUUGUUGUUGUUAUUAUUACUACUAUUAUUAAAGUACAUAAACUGUACAUAAAACAAGAAAGAGGGAACCCCAGAAAAGGAGAAAGGUAACAAAAAGGAGAGGGGGGGAAAUCCCCCUCGUUUUCUUUGCCUCAGAGCUGCAUGACAGGUAAUGCUAUUUAUUAUUGUUAUUGUUAUUAUUGAAGCUUUCCAAGUGUAUAAAAUGAAAGAGCAACAGUACAUAAAACAAGGAAGGGGAGAGGCCCAGGAAAAGAAUAGAGAAAAGGUAACAACAACAAAAAGUAGGAAGAGAUAUUAUUAUUAUUAUUAUUAUUAUUAUUAUUAUUAAUAAUAUUAACAGUACAUAAAACCAGAAAGGGAGAAUCCAAAGGAAAGAAUAAAGGUAACAAAAUAUAGGGGGAAAUAGUUUAUUCCCACUUUCUUUUUAAUCAAAGCUGCGUUACAGAUAAUCCUUUUUAAUUGGCAUUUACAAAUAUAGAAAACAAAACAACAGUGCAUCAAACAAGAAGGAGAAAAGCACAAAGGACAGAAUAGGACAGUAAAAUAUAGAAGUAUUUAAAUCACUUUUUAAAAUCAAAGCUGCGGUUCAGUUUUGCUUUUCCUUGUAUGAAAAGCCAAGGAAAUAAUGAUUUUCAGGUCAGGUGCCACUUACCUUGUCAGAGGUUUGCUUGUGUUUGUGGGAGAUGUUGCUUUUGGGUAAAUCAUACAGGGAACUGUUUUAAAAAAGCUUUGAUUGUGGGAAUGUAAGUGGUUUUAGGUCCAAAACACACUGUAGAAAUAGUCCACUUUGAGGCCGCUUUAACUGCCCUGGCUCAGUGCUAUUAGGGAAUCCUGGGAACUGUAGUUUGGUGAGGCAUUUAGGCUCCUCUGUGAGGGAGGUCUGUGUCACAGCAAACUACAGCUCCCAGGAUUCCCCAUGUAAAGUGAUUUGAAACUGGAUUAUUUCUGCAGUGUGUUUUGGACCUUGGAUCCCAAUGGCAGAACCUGACUGCCUCCCGCCUUUUCCAGACAGGAUGACUGGAAGCUCUAUUGAUUUCACUGGGGUUACUCCUGAGUAGGGAGGGUCAAGACUGCAUCUUCAGCUCAGAGGUUUACUGAUGUUUCAGAUCUGGAAGUUCAGCUAAUCCAAUGCAGUGCUGUCUCCAUGUCUAUAGUUCUACAGUCCAGCAAAGGCCCAUCUUGGUCAGCUUUCUGCUCCUACUGUGACCAACCACAUGCCUUUGGGAAUCCCCCAAGCAAGGCAGCCUUCUACCCAGCAUACAGACUUAGACUGAAGAUGCCUUGAGAUGGCCAAAUGAUACAAACAUCUUCACAUUACUCUUUCGUGGUGGCCUUCUGUGCCUCUAAAUCCGGUUCUGCCACUCUUUUGCACAGUAUGACUGGAGGCCACCUCUGACAGAACCACUCUGGAAUUCCUUGUGCCUGCAAAGAGCAACUGAUUAUUUUAUGACUUUAAACUCCUUGGAAACAGGGGCCUGCCACCUUUGAUCUGUGUAAUGUUAGUAAAUGCCAGGAUCUUCUGAAAUGGAUGAAGCAACAGUUUAGGGUCUCACAUAAUCCCAAAGAAGGCAAAACAGAAGGAGUUUAAAGGGUGGCAAGUCAUGCUUGGAAGAAGACAAGUGCAUCGCCAAAAUCUAAGUGACUGCCACCAGCCCCAUGAAGAUGUGGCCGUCUCUCCAAAGAUCAUUACACCCAGGGGGAACAACAUCAACCUGGAGGUGUUCAGUGGCUCCACACCAGAGCUCAAGCUGACCCGCAAGACAGCACGGGAUAGAAAGAACUGUAAAGCUGAUCCCAAAGACAGCAAUGGGAGGGAGGGAGAAACAACCACCUUUAUCUCUGGCACUGCAGAGGAUCCCCAGUCUGUGUGCUGCCCCAGCCUUUCUCGUGCUUGGAGUGCGUACAAAGCAAUCUUCUGCUGUAUUGUGACUUGUGGGGGCUGCUUCAAGGACUGCAGGCCCCAAAUCCCAUACCCGUACAAUGAGGCCUUGACAGAUGAUGUCAAGAAUCGCGAGUGCAAUGGACGCUCACCAAACAGCCCAACCAGUAAUUCUCCCACCGAAAAGAAUGGGAGUCACACCAAAAAGAGCACAGUGGGCAGCAGUUUCAGCUACCCAGAUGUGAAACUGAAAGGGAUCCCAGUUUUUCCGAACCGGAGCCCUGGCUCUCACACAGACACUGACUCCUGUUACAAGGAGCCUCUGCCAGAAAAGAGUCCCUGGACCAACCUAGAAAAGCAGCAUCCUCCCAGUAGCCAUCGAAGCUCUGAGGAACAUUAUUCCUUCCAUGAAUCAGAUCUCGAAUUUGGUGAGCUGAACAGCUCCAUGUCCAGUAGGGAGAUCGAUGUCUUGAUUUUCAAGAAACUGACCGAGCUUUUCAGUGUCCACCAAAUUGAUGAAUUGGCCAAGUGUACCUCAGACACGGUCUUCCUGGAAAAGACCAACAAGAUCUCUGACCUCAUCAACAGCAUCACUCAGGACUAUCACCUGGACGAACAGGAUGCUGAGUGUAGGCUGGUUCGGGGGAUCAUUCGCAUCAGCACACGCAAAAGCCGGGUCCGGCCUCGUAUCUCUGUCCCCACUCUCCCGAGUCAGGAAGAGAAUGGCAACCGGGGCAACCCACCUGACAGCGGCAAUGAGACUAUGUUGGCAUCUGUGCUCACUAGUGAAGAAGAUUUAUCUGUUCAGAUAUCUGUAGAAACCACAGCAGAUGUGAAAGCCAGGAACAUGAGGCAUGGGCUUUAUAGUGCUGCAGGUUCUCCAUUGAGCAGAGGCUCUUCUUACCAAGACACAGAGACAGAUUCUUCUGGAGCUCCUCUACUUAAAGCAUAUUGCUGAGAAGAUGGACCUUAGGAACAUCAGUGGGCAACAAAUCCAUUGGGGCGAGUUCCUGUUUUAUGAACGACAAGAACAGUCCCGCUUAUUGGUUUGAUCUUAAAGAUCAUCUUGCCUCAUUUUAACUUAAGUUUUGAGAGGCCCUGACAAACAGGUCUAGAAGGAAAAUACAUCCAUAUCCACAGAUUCAUUAUCCACAGAUUCAACCAUUCAUGGCUUGAAAAAAUUAUGAAUUCCAAAAAGCAAACCGUGAUUUUGCCAUCUUAUAUAAUGGACACCAUUUUACUAUGUCGUUAUAUUUAAUGUGACUUGAGCAUCCAUGGAUUUUGGUAUUCGUGGGGAUCCUGGAACUAAACCUUAGUGAAUAUCAAGGACCCACUGGAGCAGGCAAAGGAUAACAGCCUGUACAGUAGGAGCAAUCCAUUUUGCCUUCUAAGGACUGUUGCAAUUUUCCAAGUUCAAUUUGCUGAAAAUGUGCCUUCAGAUGUCCACUUGGUGCCUUUGUUUUUUGGGGGGAUAACCUUCAUCUGUCAGCACUAGGGAUGUUCACUGUGUUUAGCAAUUAUUCACUGUGAAUAGCAAUUAUGGCUUUUUACACAUGUUCUUCUAUGUGAUCAUUCCAGAUGCAAAAGCCAAAGGACAUGAAUACUCUUGCCAUGCAAGAUUCCACAUUUUGACUUUAGUUUUUCUGAUGGUGCUUGUCCAUUUGAUGGUACAUGAAGAUUUGGAGGGCUGGUUUCUAUGGCUGCAUGCCAUGUUUUAACCUAAAAGUGCCUUGACAGCAUGCAAUAACAAAGAGUCUUCAGGCAACAUGUUAUUUGGGAUGAUCUUCCAGAAGUUUCAAGCUAUGUUAACUCAAGCCAGUUGACAUUAGUUGCAAACAUGCUGGCCAAGAUCUGAGUUUGUGUGGAUUGUUGGCUGAUUGUAAGAACAAUGUUUCAGUUAACUGCCAACCGUCUUUUAGAGUCAGGAAUCAAAGUUGGAAUUGAGCAAAUUGUUCUUUAGUAGUCCUAUUGAAAACAGUGAGGCUGAACCAGAAUAGAUGGUCUGUGGGUUGCAGUUGAAUACCAUGGGAUGUUGCUUCAAAUGAAAUAUGUCAGUUCCUCUUUUCACUAAUCUUAUCCCUCCCUUCCUUUCCAGAGUUAAUUCUUGGCAAGUAAGAUAAGCUGGUUUAUAACCAAGCAAAUCAUAGUUUUCAUUGUAAUUGCCAAGCUCAAGAAUGCCAUUGAGAAACUCUCCCUGAUAAGUUUUGGCUAUUAGAGAGGAACAAGGACUUUGAGGGAGAUGGAUAGGAAUUUGCUGUAUAUCUACAGAGGCAAAUUGGUUUCAGACUAAUUCGUUUUAUCUCCUCUUGAAGAACAAUAGGAACAGUAGUUUAAGGCAACCCUUUUGGGGAUAUUCAUCUGCAAAACUGAAAUACCCAAGGUUGCUUGGCUGAAAGCAAGUUAAAAAGUUUGAAACUGGUUUUAAAUUUGUAGUUCAGAUGUGUCAGAUAGCUCCCGAGAGAGUACAGUUUUCAUGAAAGCUAUGCUUUCAGUGUAAUGCUUCAGCUCUAUUUUGCUUCCCCUUAAAAGUUGCAAAAGGGACUGUGAUGUAAAUAGAAUUGUCCUACCACUGGUGUGGGUACUUUCACCAACAUCUGGACAUAACCUUCUACCAUUGUACAGUUAGAGUCAUCUCUAGAGUUGUAUCCUUGUCUUUGCUUGAGCAGCAGAAUUGCUUCAACUUAAGAGAAAGUUAGAAUGAAUCCUAACAGGACCAAUUGUGUAUAUUGUAGAUAUAACAAUGCAAGGUAAAGUUUUAACACUGGAUUCUUGUUUCAUGGGGACAUACUCCCUUCCAAAUGCAAGAAAUUUGCUUUAAGACUCGCAACUCACAGUUCCAGCUGUGGGAAAGGGAGAGACCCAAGUUGUCACUAGACAUGCUGCCACAGGGUCCAGGGCACCACACCUUGAUCAACUCCCAUCAAUACACCUGAGCUCAUGGGCAACAAUGUGGCUUUUUCAGAUCCUGCUUUCCUAAUCAGGUCCUAUUUGGCUGCAACAUUUGAUCUGAAUUAAUGUGGUGGUGGCUAUAGAAAUGGUGGCCACAAUCCCAGAGCCCAAUAAAUUUGCAGAUCAUUGAGGGGGAUGAGGGUAUGUAUGCCUGCAUGCACUCAUACACAAAGUAGGAAGAACAUAUCCCACCCAUCCCAAUUGCCACUCAAACUAAAAGAUCAACACAGGCAAACUCCAUCUUACUCCUUUUUUCCCACCUUCCAGCCCAUGAAGCCUGCCAGGUGGCUCUGUAUUCUUCCCUUGCCUGGGGCAGAAAAGAAAUCCUUAGCUUGCCAUGUUCCUUUGUACAACUGAUAUCCUUUGGGUCACUGGCCAUUUAUUCAUUCUGAACUCAAUCUUGACCACUCUUGGUGUGUAAUUUUUGUCUUUAAAUGCGCACUCUAAAUUGUGACUAACACAAUGGGAGACAUGGUGAUAAACCUGUGCUGCUUUUUUUUUUCUAAUGUGCCAAUUGAAAUGUCCCUUGUUGCCUCACUUCUGCACUUUUAUGUCUCAUAUGAACCUUGGCCUGUCUGGAGGAAUGGUUUAGAAAUGUAGGGCAUGGUGGCUAUUACUGAAUCUUAGGUAACUUUGAUUCCUCUUGUGCUUUGGCAUUUUUUUUAGAAUGAGGAAAUUAGCCCUUUUUGUUUAAAAACAAAACUCUUUAUGUUUCUACAAAGCUUGCUCUCUUCCAUUUGUACAAAGGGACUAAUCUAAAGGAGGAGGAGGAGGCAGCAGUUAAGAAAGAGUGAAUACUCUGCCUUUUGUAAAUAAAAACAUCACUUUUACAGAGUAGUAUAAUGACUGCUUCUGGCUACAUUUGGAAAUAAAAUCUGAAACAUGUA
Messenger RNA from Sceloporus undulatus (fence lizard), 6571 nucleotides. RefSeq names its product keratinocyte differentiation factor 1 (gene KDF1). The record is from RefSeq and is a predicted model, not a curated record. Lineage: Eukaryota; Metazoa; Chordata; Lepidosauria; Squamata; Phrynosomatidae. The transcript has 9 exons. Gene Ontology annotation, biological process: keratinocyte development; regulation of epidermal cell division. The coding region runs from base 2458 to 3693 and encodes 411 amino acids. Gene Ontology annotation, cellular component: cell junction.